AUGAAAGUCGAUUCAUACAUCGUGUUCAAAAGUUUUUCUGUGCCCUAUUACUAUUCAAUAUUGUUUGGAUGGAUGCCUAUCCGUAUACCAAAGAACGACAGUGAAAUGAUUAACAAGAAUUUAUGGAGUAUCCCUGGAUUAAUUUUUUCGUUGAGUUACAUUAUACUACUUAUAGUUUCUGGAAGUACUACACGGGAAUUAAGGAACGCAAUCAAGUACCAAGGAAACAGAACUUCGAGCAAUCUAACGAUUCAUGAUCGUAUACAGAUAGUCGUUGGACCGAUGUUCAUAAUAUCUCUGUGGUUGAAUCAAACGAUUAUCAUAGUCAUAUACAUAUUGAUGCCGUUCCAUUUAAAAGGCUUGAGAAAAGUUUUCGAACUCUUCAACGCAUUUUUUAAAAGCCAUGGCUCGAUUAUGGGAGACAAAAAUACUAUCAACAUGAUAGCACGCAACACUAAUAUUGAAUCCAUUAUGAUGAUCAUAAUAAACACGGUCCUGUCGAUCGUAUCGGUUACGACAAGUUUCAGUAGGAUAAGAUUGACGUUUGCUUGGAAACUGUUCAUCAUGAUCGACAACGUUAUCCACAAACUUGAAGCACUUUCACUGUGUAUCCAAUUUUGGUGUAUAUGUUCAGUGUUAGCAAAAUGUUUUAAGUGUCUGAACGUAUCCUUGGACAGGCUUCGAAUCCGAAAAAAUCAGGUGACGAUACGCCCACCGGGCUUAUUCACAAUGUCAGACCGAUUGACUCUGCCGACUAACAUGGUAAUGCAUCUCCGGAAAUUGAACCGAGCGCACACUGACCUCUGUUUCAUUCUCGAUCGCAUAAACGACGUUUAUCAGGUUUGUUGUGUAUUAUAUAACAUUCCGUUCUUAUGCCAUGUGUUUAUAUGUGUAUGUAUUAUGCUCAAGGUGCUGAUCCUUUUGAGCAUCAUCACUUGUAUACUGAAUAUGCUGCCCCAUUUAUUCGUCUUGGGCAUCAUCAUGGCAUAUUCAAAUUUUAGAAUCACACCACAAAUAUCCAUGGUUAUAUGGCCGCUGCACUACAUGUUGAGAGUAUAUAUUUUAUGCAAAGCCGCUUCAUUUGCGACCAACGAAGCCAGACAGGCGAAAACUAUUCUCAACGCUUCAUUCGACAAACGUUUGACCGAUGACGAAAAAAAAGGAAUAAAACGUUUCUUGGAAAGGAUUGAUAAUAAAAAAAUAAGAUUUUCUUUAUAUGGCUUGAGUUAUUUGGAUGACGAAUAUUUCUUAUCAAGUGUAAUGGCAGUGGGAGGGUAUCUAGUGAUCAUCAUUCAAUCGUACAUGACGGUUAUCGAAGAACAGUAUCCAAUUUAUGAUCGUCCGACCGCAGACAAAUUUGAUGAAUGAACCAACGAGCGCUAUUCUACAUAUUAUUCAUUU
Molecule: messenger RNA, 1401 nt
Organism: Aphis gossypii (cotton aphid)
Lineage: Eukaryota; Metazoa; Arthropoda; Insecta; Hemiptera; Aphididae
Exons: 10
Coding region: 1-1368 (455 amino acids)
Biological process (GO): sensory perception of taste
Cellular component (GO): membrane
Source: RefSeq, a predicted model, not a curated record